This is a messenger RNA of Phytophthora nicotianae INRA-310, 2091 nucleotides long. RefSeq lists its product as hypothetical. The record is from RefSeq and is a predicted model, not a curated record. Gene Ontology annotation, cellular component: membrane. Gene Ontology annotation, molecular function: ATP hydrolysis activity; ABC-type transporter activity; ATP binding. The transcript has 2 exons. The coding region runs from base 1 to 2091 and encodes 696 amino acids. Lineage: Eukaryota; Oomycota; Peronosporomycetes; Peronosporales; Peronosporaceae.
AUGCAAACGAUUGCGAAACGCGAUGUAACGAUAACUUGUGUGGCGCUCGCUGCGCUGUUACUACUUGGCUGUUUCUCGUUCUGCUGUCGCAUCGGGGGCGCUCGCAGUAGCCAGAAAGAAGAGGAUCUUGAGACGGAGCUACUGAAGGUAUCUUCACGCUCAGUCAAGAAGCUGGAGUUCCGUAACAUCAGCUGCUUUGCCAGUGUCGACAAGAAGUCUACCGAGCAAAAGACCAUCUUGAACCAGAUCUCUGAAAGCGUCUCACGUGGCCAAGUGCUCGGUCUAUUGGGGCCUAGUGGAUCCGGCAAGACAACGCUGUUGAACGCUCUUGCAGCUAUGCAAAACGGUACCUCCAAGUUCACUGGAGAGCUCUUACUGGACGGUAACAAGGUGACCAAGGAAUACCGACGUAUCGCUGCGUACGUGCAACAAGAUGACACGCUUUUCUCGACGCUUACAGUCCGCGAGUGUAUCGCGUACUCGGCUCAACUGCGCCUUCCAAUAUCAAUGACCGACUCGGCCAAGUCUGCGAUGGUUCACCGGGUUAUUACGGAACUUAACCUCAGUCACGUUGCCAACUCUCGUAUUGGCUCGGUGGGUGGGAGCACCUCUGAACGAGGCAUUUCUGGCGGUGAGAGACGUCGCGUGAGUAUCGGUAUGGAACUGGUAACGUCGCCGCAGAUCCUCAUCUUGGACGAACCUACUUCCGGAUUGGACAGUUCGUCGGCCCACUCGGUUGUGAAGCUUAUUAAGGAGUUGGCCAGUCACGAUCGCAUUGUAAUUCUGAGUAUCCACCAGCCAAGUUCUCGGUCCUUCCUACUACUUGACAAGAUCAUGUUGCUAGGAAAAGGACAACUGCUGUACAGUGGCAAACCUGCGGACUCGAAGCAGUAUUUCCAUGAGCUUGGCUUCAAGUGUCCCGAAGAUGACAACGUCGCCGACUUCAUCCUCGAUGUAGCCAUCGAAAACAACAACUUGCCUAUUGUCCAGUCCAAACAGGACAAUACCGUCCCUGAAAAAGUAGCUGUGUCAGUGAACUCCACUGAACCGGAGGAGUUUUCUCCUAAGACUCCUAUUGGCAGUCCAUUGUACGAACCAGACUCAUCCCCGUUCAUGUUUGAAGAUAGCUCUGAGUCGAGGAGCUUAGUGGCUUCGUUCCAGUCGAGUAUGAUCCAGAUCCGCGUGCUGUUCACGCGUACAGCUCAGAAUAUCUUCCGUCACCGCUCAUUGUUGGUCCAGCAUGUUGUGCUGAGCUUGGUGCUCGCUCUGUUUGGCGGUUUGAUCUUCAACAACGUAUCGGACAACCUGGCCGGCUUUCAGAACCGCAUGGGCGCAUUCUACUUCAUUCUGACGUUUUUCGGCUUCGCAAGUAUGAGCUCCAUGGAUUUAUUCAUCUCUGAACGUCCGAUUUUCCUUCGUGAGACUGGAGCCAUGUAUUAUGGAGCUUUUAGCUAUUUCUUAGCUAAAAUGACGCUCGACUCGUUACUGCUUCGAGUGCUUCCAGCAUCGAUCUUUGCUUGCAUUUUCUACUGGAUCAUGGCGCUCCAGGCUUCGGCUGAUCGCUUCUUGCUCUUCUGGUUGACUCUGGUGCUGUUUAACGUAGCGGCGGGGUCGAUCUGUCUGCUUGUUGGAGUAUUGUCGAGACGUGUUGGAUCAGCCAAUCUUGCUGCUACGGUGGUACUGUUGAUCAUGCUGCUGUUCGGUGGCUUCCUGCUCAACUCGGAGACGAUGCCAGACUCGGUUGGUUGGCUCAAACACUUGUCCAUUUUCGGCUACGCGUUCGAGAUCCUGAUGGCCAACGAGUUAGAAGGAAUCGUCUUGUCAUUUGAUGCUCCGGGAUACCCGGCUGUUCCAGUGUAUGGCGAAGUGUACCUUAAGACGCUGGGGAUGGACUACACCCAGCGCUACUAUGACGUGGCGGCACUUGCGUUGAUCGCUAUCGUUCUGCAAUUGGUGGCGUACUUGUUCUUGUCGCUGCAAGUCCCAAGGCACCGUGCCAUGGCUCACUAUGGUAAGAACGAUGGCGUGACUGCCUCUGGAGGCAAGGAGGAAGGAUAUGAAGCGUGCAGCUCGGGUCGCAUUCGACAGUGA